Molecule: messenger RNA, 594 nt
Organism: Schistosoma spindalis
Lineage: Eukaryota; Metazoa; Platyhelminthes; Trematoda; Strigeidida; Schistosomatidae
Source: the annotation of a GenBank genome assembly
AUGAAUAUGUCGAAUUUUAUGCUGACAUUAGAUCCGAACUGUACAGUAUUUCUUAUGUGUGAUGUACAAAAAAGCUUAUUAAACACUGUUAUCGAUUCGGAUAAUGUUCAUUUGCGUAUAUCUCACAUUUUACAAUUAGGCAAAGCCAUGGGAAUUCCAUUAUUAGUUACUGAGCAGUAUUCUAAAGGUCUAGGUAGGACGUCAGAUUCUCUUGAUAUAUCACAUGCAUUAUGUGUGGUUGAUAAAACCUCUUUUUCUAUGUAUCACGGAUUAAUCGCUGAGAAACUAGCUGAGUUUCGUGAUCGUUUCGUUGUUUUAUUUGGACUUGAAGCACAUAUAUGUAUUCUUCAAACUGCUCUGCACUUAUUGUCUGAAAAUUAUAAGGUUGUUAUCGUAGCCGAUGCAUGCAGUUCUCGAAGUGCUGUUGAUAUGAGAAUUGCUCUACAACGUUUAAAUUCUACUGGUAUAAUAUUAUCAACAACUGAAUCAUUGUUAUUUGAACUUAUUAAAACAAAAGAUUCACCAUAUUUCAAUUUAGUUAAAAGUAUAGUACGUACACAUUUACCAGAUCAUCCAGCAUUGAUCAAUUAUUGA